AUGAACCGUCCAGACAAUGAACCGUCCAGUCUUGUUCCUGGGUUUGAAGACGAACUUCCAGUGGAUCGGCAUUACUAUAAGUUCAGACCAGAUGCACAGCUCGAUAUUAUGAAUACACUCAAAGACCUUUCCGAACAGCACAACUUCUUCACUAUAAGUCCAGAGUUUGGAUUCGUGCUACCUGAUAUGAAUUCUGUUUUUAAAGCGGCGCAGGAAUCUCGAAUUUUGCUGGUGGGUCGGAUAGACAAUCCAAAGCAAUCACCCCAUGAUGGAUCAAUGACGAUGUCUGUGGAUGCGCUUAAAGACUACCUUCUGAAUUAUGACAUUUGCACAGGAAAAAGAAAGCGCACCGUCAGCAGUGACGAGGUCAAUAUCAGGAAAAAUGUAUCGUCAGAGGUUGAGCGAGAUUCUAGUAGGAGAAAACGCACGCAAGCCAGUGAUAGUUAG
Molecule: messenger RNA, 447 nt
Organism: Penicillium angulare
Lineage: Eukaryota; Fungi; Ascomycota; Eurotiomycetes; Eurotiales; Aspergillaceae
Exons: 2
Coding region: 1-447 (148 amino acids)
Source: RefSeq, a predicted model, not a curated record